Messenger RNA from Glossina fuscipes, 1003 nucleotides. RefSeq lists its product as uncharacterized. The coding region runs from base 22 to 906 and encodes 294 amino acids. The record is from RefSeq and is a predicted model, not a curated record. Gene Ontology annotation, biological process: vacuolar proton-transporting V-type ATPase complex assembly. Lineage: Eukaryota; Metazoa; Arthropoda; Insecta; Diptera; Glossinidae. The transcript is spliced from 2 exons. Gene Ontology annotation, cellular component: endomembrane system.
AUACCCAACUAGUAAAUCGCAAUGACUAAUGUUACAACUAUCAAAGAUACUCGUAUUAAAGUGAAAAUACCCCAUAAGCUGUUGAAGACAUUGGAAGAUAACCGUCACCACAUCCAUGAAAUACCGGAAGAAUUAGCUAAAGCUUUGCAACAAGCAGGCUUCCAAUUACCUUCCGAAGUGGAAAUAAUAAAAAAUGGUUGUAAGACAGAGUCUCCUAGAAUUGAUUUAAAGCUAUUAAAAGGCAUACUUUCAAUGGACAAUGAUAUUCUUAAGGAAGCACAAAAUGAUGCAUCUAAGGCCUUAGACGAAGUGAAAGAAGAAAUCAAAUCGGAAGAUAAUGCUCCAAAUACGGAAUUAUAUCUGCAUUUAAAUGAAUUGCACUAUUUAAGAUAUCUUCUCGAGCAUUUACGUAAAGAAGCAGGUACCUCAUUACAUUUAAACCAUCUUUUAGAAACGUCUUCAUUGGAGUUACCUCAAAAUGAGGUUAUAGAACGGAAUCCCAUUUUAGAAGCUCGUUGUCAACGUCUAAGAAAAGAGCAAGAAAAUCGGGAGUACGCUAAAAUGACCAAAAAUGUAGAUUCCACUUAUAAGCAUUAUCCCGAAGAUACUAUCGCCUAUCAGAUUAAAGCAUUGAAUAGUCAAAUAAUAGCUGUGCUGCAGUUUGUCUUCUCGGUAGCUGCAGGUUUUGUUUUCGGUUUUCUUGGCAUUGAAUUAAUUAUAGGGAACUUAGACUUUGGCUUACGUCUAUUAUUGGGCAUAAUGUUCGCUUUAAUUAUCGCUUUGGCUGAAAUCUAUUUCCUGGCUAAGAAACUUAAUGAAUAUGACGAUACAACCGAACUUUUUAAUAGAGCGCCGCCCUCGAUGGCAACAACACCAACAAAAACAAAUAAAGUGCAUACAGAUUAGGCGAAUAUAUUUAACAAUUAAGUGUUGUGUUCAUUGUUCAUAUAUUAUACUUAUAAGAAAAUAAUCACAUAAAUAUUCAAUAUUCGUUUAUUCCCAA